Molecule: messenger RNA, 1312 nt
Organism: Danio aesculapii
Lineage: Eukaryota; Metazoa; Chordata; Actinopteri; Cypriniformes; Danionidae
Gene: pax10
Product: paired box 10
Exons: 7
Coding region: 43-876 (277 amino acids)
Biological process (GO): anatomical structure development; regulation of transcription by RNA polymerase II
Molecular function (GO): DNA-binding transcription factor activity, RNA polymerase II-specific; RNA polymerase II cis-regulatory region sequence-specific DNA binding
Source: RefSeq, a predicted model, not a curated record
GCUAGAAGGAGAGGGCCAGGGUUUUCUCAUAGGUGACAUUUGAUGUACGACAAUCUGACCAUGCUGAACCUACAAAACAGCUCCAACUGGUCCGGCCCAAACAACUGGUACCACCCAGCCGACACCAUCACCCCUCAACACGGCACAGAUGGUUGUGUGGAGGAUCUGAAUGUGCAGAUGGCUGGAGCAGGGGAAGGAGUGGUGCAGGGAGAGAGGGAUGAGGUGGACGAGUCGCAGCUACACCUGCAGCUCAAGAGGAAGCUGCAGAGGAACCGCACCAGCUUCACCCAGGAGCAGAUCGAUGCCCUCGAGAAAGAGUUUGAAAGGACUCAUUACCCAGAUGUCUUUGCUAGAGAAAGACUGGCCGCAAAGAUUGAUCUUCCAGAGGCUAGAAUUCAGGUAUGGUUCUCCAAUCGGAGAGCUAAGUGGAGAAGGGAGGAAAAGCUGAGAAACCAGAGGAGAUCAGGGAGCAGCAGCAGUUCCUGUUCUCAGACACAUACUCCCCUGAGCACGUCCUUUAACUCCCCUGUAUAUCACUCCCAUCACAGCAACAGCUCAGGCUCAAUGCACAGUCGGAGUGAUUCGUCUCUCUCAGGCUAUAGCUCUCUGUCUGUCUUCUCCAGUAUGCAGUCUUUGCCCUCCCAGUCCACUCCAACUUACUCCUGCAUGUUGCCUCCAUCUCCUUCUGCUCUUCCUCCUCUGUCCCGAAAAUUUGACUCCUCAUCUUACACCUCUCCCCACCUUCCACCCCCACCUACGGCCAGCGCAAACACAGGAUUCUUUCCAGGUGUUUCUGCAGCGGGCCAGACCGCGGUUCAAGGUGGCGAUCAGGAGCUGGGACAAGGUCUGAGUCAGUACUGGACGAGACUGCAGUAAACAACACACUUUAUCAUAUUCAGACAAAACCAGCAGAGCUUCAAUCAGCAAAAUGUUUAACAGAAAAAAUGUGUCAGGAAACCCUGCUUAUUUUACACAAUUUAAACAUCAGGGAAGCAGUCGAUGUAAGCCAUAAUCCAGAAUUUAAAAAAAUCUCAAAAACCUGCAGAGACGAAGAAGAUAUGGACUACAGCAUUUUUACCCUGCACAUUUAUAGGCCUAGUCACCAUCUACGCCAGACAAUAGCACAAACUAGUCUGGUUAAUCCAGCUAUUGGUAGGUAAACAGUGCACUUCUAAAAUGCCUCUCAUUUAUGCAACAAAAACUGUUGUUUAAUUGAGGUGCCACUUACAAUCAAUGUGACAGACAGCGUGUGACCAAAAUGAGGAUGCUUUCAAAUUGCAUAUGUAGUUAUUAAGUUGUGCUUUUUAAAAGU